This is a messenger RNA of Cynoglossus semilaevis (tongue sole), 2465 nucleotides long. RefSeq names its product bone morphogenetic protein 10-like. Gene Ontology annotation, biological process: BMP signaling pathway. Gene Ontology annotation, molecular function: cytokine activity; growth factor activity. Lineage: Eukaryota; Metazoa; Chordata; Actinopteri; Pleuronectiformes; Cynoglossidae. The record is from RefSeq and is a predicted model, not a curated record. Gene Ontology annotation, cellular component: extracellular region. The transcript is spliced from 3 exons. Bases 266 to 1594 code for a protein of 442 amino acids.
GGGAGAGAGAGAGGAGGGCUGUGUGGGACACAUGUCAGCGCAGCACAUUGGACAGCUCAGCCCUGUCCUUACAAGUGGAAGAUCAACAAGGGCAAAGCUGUUUGUUCCUUUCCCCCCAACAGCAACCUGUUGUCCUCUUCAAUGAAGGUCAGUCCUCUCGUCAAACGUUGAACCGUGCACGAGUGUCUUCUCCAACGAUCCGAAUCCAUCACACCUUUUCUACUGAUACUGGCUUUUUGGAUCUAAUCUUUUCCUCCGCUCAGCCAUGACCGCUUCAGUCUUCUCCAGCCUCGGGUUUAUGCUCUUUCUGAAUUUUCUGCUUCUUCUGUGGACCACUCUGAGCUUGAGCAGUGCCACGGGCUCAUCUGGGAAACGCCACAGAUCGCCGGUUGGUAGAGAAGCUCAGGACUUUUUGAGCCAGUUCCUGUCCACACUAAACCUCACAGAGUUAAGGCCCCAACCCCGGCCGCUCGUGGCCCACGGGGAGCCUCCGGAGUACAUGUUGGAGCUGUACAAUCGAUUUGCCAACGACCGCACUUCGGCCAACAUCGUGCGAAGUUUCAAGAAUGAAGAUUCCUCCCCUUACAGUUUAACAACACGAGGCGUGUGGAUAUUUCCUCUGCUGUUCAACAUCACCGUUCCACGAAACGAACACAUAACAAUAGCCGAACUGCAUCUUUUCACCCUGGUCCAGAAGGCCCAGAGACCUCGUCCUGGCCAGGACUGCGAGGUGACCAUUUACAGUAAACAUGAAGGAGUUGCUUGGACAAAAGAGGUGGGAACACAAGAGAGAAGGAGUGACACGGGAGGGCUGGUGGAGCUGACGGAUUUGGAGGAACUGAUGACAAAGCGUAUUCAUGCCAAAGAUAACACCUGGGUGUCAUUUGACCUGACACAUGUGGUCGGUCAAUGGCUGAAAUCGGGGUGCGCGACUCGUCGACUGGAGGUUCACGUUGCAAGUCUGGGUGCGGCGAACAAAGGGUUAAAACGUGAGCACGGUGAAAGUUUGGUCGAGGUUGAUGUUGACAGGAGUCUGGACGGAAAACACAACGCUAUGAUGAUUGUGUUCUCGGAUGACGAGAGGAAAGACCGCCAACGGGAUAAGAAAGAGAUCACCCAGAUCAUGGAACACGAGAACGAUCUCCGUGAAAAUGUGAGACACGACCAGCAGUCUUCCCGGGAUCCUGUCGGCCGCAACGCAGCCAACGUCAACCAGGACGACCUGGACAAACAGUCCCUCGUCCAACUACCUUCACGAAUCCGGCGCAAUGCUAAGAACCAGCCCUGCAAGAGGACCCCGCUCUAUGUGGAUUUUAAAGAAAUUGGCUGGGACACGUGGAUUAUCCAGCCCAUGGGCUACGAAGCCUACGAGUGCAACGGUGUGUGCAACCCACCGAUGACUUCCGAGGUGUCGCCCACCAAACACGCCAUAGUGCAAACUCUGCUGAGUGUGAAGAGUCCAGGGAGGGCCUCGCGAGCCUGCUGUGUGCCCACCAAACUGGAGCCCAUAUCGCUGCUGUACCACGAUAACGGCAUCAUCACGUUCAUGCAGAAGUACGAGGGCAUGGUGGUGGCAGAGUGCGGCUGCAGAUAGUCGUGAUAGCGCCACCCAGAGACUGCACAUUGCACACGUCGUCUGUCAUGCUUGUCCCCACAGGUUCUGAGAUUUACUACAGUGCUGUGUAAAAAAAAAACCUAGGUGUAAAAUAGUGCUUUUGUAAAUGUGCAAUUGUAUAAAGGUUAAUAUGUGAAUGUAUGACAUGAGGCUUUCAGGCUAAUGUUGCGAUUCUUCUUAAACCGUCUGAUGUGGUUUGUGAUGAUUUCAUUGUAAUUCUUUAUCUCAUACACACACCUGAGUCAGCAUCAUCCUGACUUGUAAUUGGGGAUGUCUGAUAACAUCGGCCAAUCGACGUUAUUGGCCGAUAUUAGCAUAAUAGUGUAAUAUAUAUUAUCGGCUGAUAUUAGCAUAAUAGUGUAAUAUAUAUUAUCGGCUGAUAUUAGCAUAAUAGUGUAUUGUUGGUAAUAAUCGUUUUUUCCUUCGAUAAUGAAAACCCGAUAACGCAAUGCCUGGGUUUUGCUCAGAUAAUGUGACCUAAAAAUAGUCCUAAAAGUGAAAGAAAAGUGGGCCAUUGCCCACUAGCUUAACCCAAACGCUUGCGUGUAUUGGUUGAUAUCGGAAUCGGAAAUUAAGUGUUUGUACAAUAUCAGCAUAUCGAAUAUUUGCAACAAAUGCAAAGGAAUAUCAGCUUACCUGUAUUAUCGGCCAAUAUUAGCAUAAUUAUGUAAUUUCGAUAAGAAUUGUUAUUGGUUUUUCCUCCGAUAAUGAAAACCCGACAACGUCAUACCUGGGUGAAACCCAGACCUAAAGAUAGUUUUGAAGUGAAAGUGAAAGUGAUUGUUUGUCAUAGCAGCACACCACUGCCCACUAGCUUAACCCAAAAGGCUUAACCCAAAAGGUUGAUAUC